CUGCAGCUCUCUACACCGCCCUACCUAGGGCCAAUGCAAUCUACAGCUGUCUUCACCUUCAGACCCCCUCACUACGCUAUAACAUAACCUACACGCAGACGACCGGACCCAGCUCGGGUGCAGCUACACGGCUAUUACAUGGGCAAGAAAACCACGGCGACUGCGCAAACGCACGAUGCAGAGAGCAAUGGGCAAAUAACACAAAUACACCUGGGCAGCCACCGUAUCGCGGCGUGGUACGCGUCUCCGUACCCGAGCGGCUACCAGCACGACCUGUACAUAUGCGAGCGGUGCCUGAAAUACAUGAAAACGCGCACGGCCCUUGAUACGCACGCGUGCCAUAGCGGGUUUCCGCGUGGCCGCAAGAUCUACGAGGACGGCACGGCUAGCGUGUGUGAGAUCGACGGGAAGCAGGAGCUGCUGUACUGCCAGAACCUGUGCCUGCUGUCGAAGCUGUUUCUGGACCAAAAGACCGUGUACUACGAUAUCGGGAGCUUCUUUUUCUACGUCCUCCUGGCACGCACACCUAGGGGGCUAAAGUUCGUCGGGUACUUCUCCAAGGAGAAGUCGUCGGUGGACGGCAAUUUGCUCGCGUGCAUCUUGAUUCUGCCGCCGUUCCGGGGCCAGAACUUUGGCCAGCUGCUUAUAGAAAUCAGCUACGAGCUGGCCAGACGCGAUGGCAUGGUGGGCGGGCCUGAGCAGCCAUUGUCGCCGCAAGGGUUCCAUAGCUUCCGGGCGUACUGGCGACGAGCUGUAAUCAAUGAGCUGCUGAGGGACGGCAGUACCAAGAUAGUGUCGUUGGCGCGGCUGGCCGGGCGCACGGGCAUUCGUAUCGAGGACAUUUUGUUCACACUGGAUGACCUGGGGCUUCUGGAGUUCUGGCGCGGCAGGCACAUUGUGUGUAUUGCGAAUGAGACUGUCCGGAGGGUGGUGUCGGAGCGGUGGAUCAGGCUGGCGCCCCGGAUGGACGUCGAGGGAAUGGUAGUGAGAUCGCCAAGCACGUCAGAUUGCGACAGCGAUACACUAUGA
Molecule: messenger RNA, 1029 nt
Organism: Linderina pennispora
Lineage: Eukaryota; Fungi; Kickxellomycota; Kickxellomycetes; Kickxellales; Kickxellaceae
Product: acyl-CoA N-acyltransferase
Exons: 1
Coding region: 139-1029 (296 amino acids)
Biological process (GO): regulation of DNA-templated transcription
Molecular function (GO): histone acetyltransferase activity
Source: RefSeq, a predicted model, not a curated record